GGGGUUUCGUGCCAUUUGUUUUCAGAUGACGUUGAUGAGCUUGGCAAUUGGGGUUCUUCACUCCCAAGCACAGAACUCUCCAGAAGACUAUCUGAGGGUGCACAAUGCAGCCAGAGCGCAGGUGGGCGUCGGGCCGAUGAGAUGGGACAAAACGGUCGAGGCCAAUGCCAAAAACUACACCCAUAAGAGGCUGGGAGACUGCAGCGAUCUAACUCCACAGUAUCUUACUAUAUAUGGGGAGAACCUUGCCAACGGGCCUGGCUCCUUCUCCGGCGAAGACGCCGUAAACAAGUGGGUGGCGCAGAAGCCCAUCUAUGACUAUAACACCAACAACUGUUCCAAUGGUCUGAACUGUCGUGGUUACACUCAAGUGGUUUGGCGUAGCUCGACUAAGCUUGGAUGUGCCAGGGCUAAGUGCAAGAAUGUGAAUUGGUGGUUUGUCACCUGCAACUACUAUUACCCGGGCAAUUACCCUGACCAGCGCCCCUACUAAUUAAAUUAAAGACUCUUAUAAUAUAUAUAUAUAUAUACAUACAAGUUUAUGGUGAUUAAAUAAAAUAUUGCUCUUGAUU
This is a messenger RNA of Malania oleifera, 572 nucleotides long. Its product is annotated as pathogenesis-related leaf protein 6-like. The transcript has a single exon. The record is from RefSeq and is a predicted model, not a curated record. The coding region runs from base 26 to 493 and encodes 155 amino acids. NCBI's taxonomy places the organism in Eukaryota, Viridiplantae, Streptophyta, Magnoliopsida, Santalales, Ximeniaceae.